This is a messenger RNA of Salmo salar (Atlantic salmon), 10958 nucleotides long. The record is from RefSeq and is a predicted model, not a curated record. NCBI's taxonomy places the organism in Eukaryota, Metazoa, Chordata, Actinopteri, Salmoniformes, Salmonidae.
GUAGUUGUCCAAACUGUUGACUGGUACUGUAUGUCUAUUUGUGUAAUCAAUCACUUUGAUUAUAUAACAUACGGCAUGGAUCAAAACCUUGAAUUCUGUACUUUUAAUUCUUACGGCGCAGUAGGAAUUAGUACCCAUCUCAGGAAAAGCUUAGACUGAAAUCCCCACUAGAGAUAUAUCACACUUGACUUAUAUCACACAAUCAUAUUGAAGAGGGACUGAAGCGAAUUUGCCAACUUAUCUCUGAGCCAUUGCGAGGGAAAGACCGAGAGGAGGCUGGUGGCUCUCGUUUCAUAACGUAUUCCACUUAUCGACCACCACACUCCUGUCCUUGAGGGGCUUGGAGCUCCACCCCACACACACGGCACAGCACAGCUAAAGCCAGUGGCUCUGCUCUGUCCCAGUGCUGCCAAGACAUCCAUGUAGCAGUGGCCCAAAGCAGAGUGGCAACAGUUCACAGGCCAAGACCAACCCCUCCCCUUCAUUCCUCCACAAGUGGAGUCACACCAGGCUCCAGACGAGGACAAAGGGCACGACUCACUGAGCCAACAAGACUACCCCCCUCCCCCUCCCGGAGAACCAGCUGGGCAGCCGGUCACUCCCUCUCCAGCUAAACAACCACCACCAUGCUCUUUGCUAUCUCCAGAAUCAAUGCACAGCGUACAUGCUCUCUCUGCUUUCCUGGGGGGGAGAGAGAGGGAGAGCAAGCUCUUAUUGGACCAGAUUCCAAUUCCGUUAGCAACCAUUAUAUGACCAUCCAACCUCUGUAUAGGGCCCUGACGAGAGGUUCCAGGAAAUUCAUUCUCAAUGCAGUCACCCGUCGUGAUAAUAAAUAUUAACGAUAGUGAUAUUACUGUGCAACGUAGACAUUCUAUUUUCUUCCAAGAUGGCAAGACAAUUCAUAUGUUGUUGUAGUGCCCAUCGGUUAUGAAUGUUUCAACCUCUGUGUUGAGAAGUUGUUUUUACCAUCAAUUUCUGGUGUAACGAGUACACCCCCCCCCAAAAUAACUACACUAACCAUGAGCCUUGCUGUCUAUUUCGUCCAGUAAUAGAGCAGGUACAAGUCACGUGCUCCACAAGCGAACACUUGAGUGUUCGUCAACAGAGCAAGUCACUUGCAUCUCCGCCGUGAUUGGAUGAUUGAGCAGCAUUAUGUGCUCGCCAACAGAUCACGUGACUUGCAUCUGCUCUUUGACUGGACGACACAGACCGCAAUGCUGUGUGGGAUGAGUAGUUUGUUUACCUCAUGACUCCUGUAUGUACACAGUCUACCCUUGACUUUUUUUUGCUUUCAUAUAUCACAGUUGUUGUAAGGCAAGGUGGUUCCAAACGUAAUCUUUUGAAUGAAUGAAUGAUUAAUUGUUCACCCCAGAGAUGUUAAUCUAUUCAACGUUUGGAACCACGAUAAUAAGCAUGUUGUUGAAAUACAUGCUAAAAAUGAGUGGCCGUGUCAGUCCCGGAGCGUGCCACGGCCUGUCGGUGUUGCAGAAAUGCACAAGAUAAUUGGCUAAAAAUCGUAUUUAGAGCUUGUAAAUCCCAGAAGUUUUGUUUACAAUUCAAUUCUCCAAGUUCUGCUUUUUUGGUUCACAUUAGAAUAAUGCCAAUAGUCAUAACUGCUUCCUUGGCUUGUAGGAGACUUGUAGGCAGUGGAGGCUAUAGCAGACUCCUGGUGUGGUGUUGACAGGGCAGCAGGCAGGCAUCUGGGUCUGGUUUUCCACUAUUGUCUGGUCAGGAGGUUGACGGGAGUCCUCACCUCUGCAGUGCAGCCCACAGGAAGCAGCGUCCAGGAAGUCUUUGGAGGGUCUCGCUCCUGGCCGGAGGUGUUUCAUCGACCGGCCAUGUGGAGACUGAGGUGGCCAGACAGAAGAUGAACAGCAAGGCCACACCACCACCCCACUACCUCUCCCUAACACAACUAAGGACUGGGUUCUGGGCCUAGGGGGCUGCUUCAUGGUCCUCAGUCACAGGGUCCCCCACUUACAUGCAGAGGGCGUGUGUGUUGUGAACACUGCGGGGGGGCCUUGGCAACUGAGGCAGGCAUUAAUCAAUCUGCUCCUUUGUGGAGCUCUUGACCUCGUGAUGAAUAACAGAUAAUGAGGGAAAAUAAGGAGCCUUGUUAAGUGCCAGAAGUGCAACUGGUUAGGAGUCAACUACUCUCCCUUUGAACUUUCAAAGUCACCUCAGCCAAACCUUGCUGCAUGCUGGUCUAAUGGGUUUUUUGUAAACCUGUCUUUGUAAUUAGACCUCAACCCAUAAUUGCAGUCAUGUUAUAUUUGUGUGUGUGGCUGAUUGCAUUCAGUAAGAUGAUGAAAGAGAUGGCAGGGGUCGGCUGCCGUUUGACUAAAGAAGCCAAUUAAAUUGGUUUUGGGUUUAUAUAUUAGUUUUCAAAAUGAGGUCGUAAAUGCUUUUAUUUGUUUGUCUGAUGAUUUGGGUGUAAUGCAUGGUGGCUUUACUAGCAUGACCUUUUGAAUAAAGGGAGGUGGAGUCUCAGAUUGCACCCUAUUCCCUAUAUAGUUCAAUACUUUAUCAAAAGUUCUACACUAUACGGGGAAUAGGGUGUCAUUUUGGAACAAAAACCUCUCUGAUCUUCUACAUCCUGGCUCAGACAGCCAGGGCCUCAUUUUCCCACCCUGGUAUUAGGCAGUUUGCUCUUUUUGGAUCCUGAAAGAGAUAUUGAAACUCCUAUUGCAGGUGGGGCUGUGCCACCUAGUUGCUCUGAUGUCUAUUUGGUUCAGAUCAGCAUGUUUUAUUCUCCCUGGUCCACAGAGAUAUAACGUGUUUAGAGAGCAUCUUUCUAAAUUGGAAGAACUGCUUUGAAGAUGCUGUUAUAGAUAUAGUAUAAAAAUAUAUAUAUUUUAAAUCACUUUAAAGGAAUUUUCUUCAAAAGCCCCCCAAAAAAUUCUCCAAGUAUAGUGUCUACAGAAUUACUUUUUCAUAGGUUUGUUAUGGAAAGAGAGGUGAGUUUAGGGGAAUCGCUCACUGCAAUGGUGGUAAUUAACUUUAUUUGGUAAAUGGCAGUCUGAGCCUUGGCUACUUCAAACCGGUCUGGGGGUCGUAAAAGCUGGAGGACAUGUUAGGCUUGCACUUUGUUUGGGACGUGGCCCUGUAAGUUCACGCAGGGGUCAUGAAAACCAGGUGCCAUUGGAUGGUUAAUUUAUAUAUACCUCUAGGGUUGGGCGGUAUCCAGAUGUUCAUACCGUUUCUGUACCCUACCUGGGGUAUAUGGUUUUACCAGAAGUGAACACAAGGGGUGCUGUUUCCCCCAAAAUAAUCUAAAAAUGUUUUUCUCCAAGUAGAUCUUUCUUUGGGUUACGCACAAAACUAUUUAGGCAACAGGGAUCAUGAUCAAGGAAGGGAUUGAAUGUCUCUGCUGUAACCAAGAAGCUUGAUCUUGACAUCUUGACACUUAUCUAGCAAGUUAGCAAACCAAAUACGUAGCUGGAGUCUUGAGCUGGAUAUCAUUUAUUUGACGUCUUAGAUUUCGUCUAGUUAUACCUCAGCAGUGUGGCUGCUUUAUACCUGAAUCUGACGGCCAUAAGAUCUGCCUAUCCUGCCUGGGUCAGGAGCAUGCGCAACCUGCCCUGUACCCUCAGUCAUGCAUGGAGUGCGCUCAUUGUGGCCUUAUGUCGAUGCGUUCACUGAGGAGAUGAGUGGCGUUCUUCAGGCUUGGCCUCAUAUCCCCUCAGCCUGUAUCUGCAUCAGCACCCUCUCCCAGGCUUGGCUUCGUAUCCCCUCAGCCUGUAUCUACAUCAGCACCCUCUCCCAGGCUUGGCCUCGUAUCCCCUCGCUCUCAGCCUGUAUCGGCAUCAGCACCCUCUCCCAGGCUUGGCCUCGUUUCCCCUCUCCCUCAGCCUGUAUCUACAUCAGCACCCUCUCCCAGGCUUGGCCUCAUAUCCCCUCUCCCUCAGCCUGUAUCUGCAUCAGCACCCUCUCCCAGGCUUGGCUUCCUAUCCCCUCUCCCUCAGCCUGUAUCUGCAUCAGCACCCUCUCCCAGGCUUGGCUUCCUAUCCCCUCUCCCUCAGCCUGUAUCUGCAUCAGCACCCUCUCCCAGGCUUGGCCUCGUAUCCCCUCAGCCUGUAUCUGCAUCAGCACCCUCUCCCAGGCUUGGCUUCGUAUCCCCUCUCCCUCAGCCUGUAUCUACAUCAGCACCCUCUCCCAGACUUGGCUUCGUAUCCCCUCUCCCUCAGCCUGUAUCUGCAUCAGCACCCUCUCCCAGGCUUGGCCUCGAAUCCCCUCUCCCUCAGCCUGUAUCUGCAUCAGCACCCUCUCCCAGGCUUGGCUUCGUAUCCCCUCAGCCUGUAUCUACAUCAGCACCCUCUCCCAGGCUUGGCCUCGUAUCCCCUCAGCCUGUAUCUACAUCAGCAUCCUCUCCCAGGCUUGGCCUCGUAUCUCCUCGCUCUCAGCCUGUAUCUGCAUCAGCACCCUCUCCCAGGCUUGGCCUCGUUUCCCCUCUCCCUCAGCCUGUAUCUACAUCAGCACCCUCUCCCAGGCUUGGCCUCGUAUCCCCCCUCCCUCAGCCUGUAUCUGCAUCAGCACCCUCUCCCAGGCUUGGCCUCAUAUCCCCUCAGCCUGUAUCUACAUCAGCACCCUCUCCCAGGCUUGGCCUCGUAUCCCCUCAGCCUGUAUCUACAUCAGCACCCUCUCCCAGGCUUGGCCUCGUAUCCCCUCAGCCUGUAUCUACAUCAGCACCCUCUCCCAGGCUUGGCCUCGUAUCCCCUCAGCCUGUAUCUACAUCAGCACCCUCUCCCAGGCUUGGCUUCGUAUCCCCUCAGCCUGUAUCUACAUCAGCACCCUCUCCCAGGCUUGGCCUCGUAUCUCCUCGCUCUCAGCCUGUAUCUGCAUCAGCACCCUCUCCCAGGCUUGGCCUCGUUUCCCCUCUCCCUCAGCCUGUAUCUACAUCAGCACCCUCUCCCAGGCUUGGCCUCGUAUCCCCUCUCCCUCAGCCUGUAUCUGCAUCAGCACCCUCUCCCAGGCUUGGCUUCGUAUCCCCUCGCUCUCAGCCUGUAUCUACAUCAGCACUCUCUCCCAGGCUUGGCCUCGUAUCCCCUCAACCUGUAUCUACAUCAGCACCCUCUCCCAGGCUUGGCCUCGUAUCCCCUCAGCCUGUAUCUACAUCAGCACCCUCUCCCAGGCUUGGCUUCGUAUCCCCUCAGCCUGUAUCUGCAUCAGCACCCUCUCCCAGGCUUGGCUUCGUAUCCCCUCAGCCUGUAUCUACAUCAGCACCCUCUCCCAGGCUUGGCCUCGUAUCCCCUCAGCCUGUAUCUGCAUCAGCACCCUCUCCCAGGCUUGGCUUCGUAUCCCCUCAGCCUGUAUCUGCAUCAGCACCCUCUCCCAUGCUUGGCUUCGCAUCUCCUCGCUCUCAGCCUGUAUCUGCAUCAGCACCCUCUCCCAGGCUUGGCCUCGUUUCCCCUCUCCCUCAGCCUGUAUCUACAUCAGCACCCUCUCCCAGGCUUGGCCUCGUAUCCCCUCUCCCUCAGCCUGUAUCUGCAUCAGCACCCUCUCCCAGGCUUGGCUUCGUAUCUCCUCGCUCUCAGCCUGUAUCUGCAUCAGCACCCUCUCCCAGGCUUGGCUUCGUAUCCCCUCAGCCUGUAUCUACAUCAGCACCCUUUCCCAGGCUUGGCCUCGUAUCCCCUCUCCCUCAGCCUGUAUCUGCAUCAGCACCCUCUCCCAGGCUUGGCCUCGUAUCUACAUCAGCACCCUCUCCCAGGCUUGGCUUCGUAUCCCCUCUCCCUCAGCCUGUAUCUACAUCAGCACCCUCUCCCAGGCUUGGCUUCGUAUCCCCUCUCCCUCAGCCUGUAUCUGCAUCAGCACCCUCUCCCAGGCUUGGUUUCGUAUCCCCUCAGCCUGUAUCUACAUCAGCACCCUCUCCCAGGCUUGGCCUCGUAUCCCCUCAGCCUGUAUCUACAUCAGCACCCUCUCCCAGGCUUGGCUUCGUAUCCCCUCAGCCUGUAUCUACAUCAGCACCCUCUCCCAGACUUGGCCUCGUAUCUCCUCGCUCUCAGCCUGUAUCUGCAUCAGCACCCUCUCCCAGGCUUGGCCUCGUUUCCCCUCUCCCUCAGCCUGUAUCUACAUCAGCACCCUCUCCCAGGCUUGGCCUCGUAUCCCCUCUCCCUCAGCCUGUAUCUGCAUCAGCACCCUCUCCCAGGCUUGGCCUCGUAUCUCCUCGCUCUCAGCCUGUAUCUGCAUCAGCACCCUCUCCCAGGCUUGGCCUCCUAUCCCCUCUCCCUCAGCCUGUAUCUACAUCAGCACCCUCUCCCAGGCUUGGCCUCGUAUCCCCUCUCCCUCAGCCUGUAUCUGCAUCAGCACCCUCUCCCAGGCUUGGCCUCGUAUCCCCUCAGCCUGUAUCUACAUCAGCACCCUCUCCCAGGCUUGGCCUCGUAUCCCCUCGCUCUCAGCCUGUAUCUACAUCAGCACCCUCUCCCAGGCUUGGCCUCGUAUCCCCUCAACCUGUAUCUACAUCAGCACCCUCUCCCAGGCUUGGCCUCGUAUCCCCUCAGCCUGUAUCUACAUCAGCACCCUCUCCCAGGCUUGGCUUCGUAUCCCCUCAGCCUGUAUCUGCAUCAGCACCCUCUCCCAGGCUUGGCCUCGUAUCCCCUCAGCCUGUAUCUACAUCAGCACCCUCUCGCAGGCUUGGCCUCGUAUCUCCUCGCUCUCAGCCUGUAUCUACAUCAGCACCCUCUCCCAGGCUUGGCUUCGUAUCUCCUCUCCCUCAGCCUGUAUCUACAUCAGCACCCUCUCCCAGGCUUGGCUUCGUAUCCCCUCAGCCUGUAUCUACAUCAGCACCCUCUCCCAGGCUUGGCUUCGUAUCCCCUCAGCCUGUAUCUGCAUCAGCACCCUCUCCCAUGCUUGGCUUCGCAUCUCCUCGCUCUCAGCCUGUAUCUGCAUCAGCACCCUCUCCCAGGCUUGGCUUCGUAUCCCCUCAGCCUGUAUCUACAUCAGCACCCUGUCCCAGGCUUGGCCUCGUAUCCCCUCUCCCUCAGCCUGUAUCUGCAUCAGCACCCUCUCCCAGGCUUGGCCUCGUAUCCCCUCAGCCUGUAUCUGCAUCAGCACCCUCUCCCAGGCUUGGCUUCGUAUCCCCUCUCCCUCAGCCUGUAUCUGCAUCAGCACCCUCUCCCAGGCUUGGCCUCGUAUCUACAUCAGCACCCUCUCCCAGGCUUGGCUUCGUAUCCCCUCUCCCUCAGCCUGUAUCUACAUCAGCACCCUCUCCCAGGCUUGGCUUCGUAUCCCCUCUCCCUCAGCCUGUAUCUGCAUCAGCACCCUCUCCCAGGCUUGGCUUCGUAUCCCCUCAGCCUGUAUCUACAUCAGCACCCUCUCCCAAGCUUGGCCUCGUAUCCCCUCAGCCUGUAUCUACAUCAGCACCCUCUCCCAGGCUUGGCUUCGUAUCCCCUCAGCCUGUAUCUACAUCAGCACCCUCUCCCAGACCUGGCCUCGUAUCUCCUCGCUCUCAGCCUGUAUCUGCAUCAGCACCCUCUCCCAGGCUUGGCCUCGUAUCCCCUCUCCCUCAGCCUGUAUCUGCAUCAGCACCCUCUCCCAGGCUUGGCCUCGUAUCUCCUCGCUCUCAGCCUGUAUCUGCAUCAGCACCCUCUCCCAGGCUUGGCCUCCUAUCCCCUCUCCCUCAGCCUGUAUCUACAUCAGCACCCUCUCCCAGGCUUGGCCUCGUAUCCCCUCUCCCUCAGCCUGUAUCUGCAUCAGCACCCUCUCCCAGGCUUGGCCUCGUAUCCCCUCAGCCUGUAUCUACAUCAGCACCCUCUCCCAGGCUUGGCCUCGUAUCCCCUCGCUCUCAGCCUGUAUCUACAUCAGCACCCUCUCCCAGGCUUGGCCUCGUAUCCCCUCAGCCUGUAUCUACAUCAGCACCCUCUCCCAGGCUUGGCCUCGUAUCCCCUCAGCCUGUAUCUACAUCAGCACCCUCUCCCAGGCUUGGCUUCGUAUCCCCUCAGCCUGUAUCUGCAUCAGCACCCUCUCCCAGGCUUGGCCUCGUAUCCCCUCAGCCUGUAUCUACAUCAGCACCCUCUCGCAGGCUUGGCCUCGUAUCUCCUCGCUCUCAGCCUGUAUCUGCAUCAGCACCCUCUCCCAGGCUUGGCCUCGUUUCCCCUCUCCCUCAGCCUGUAUCUACAUCAGCACCCUCUCCCAGGCUUGGCUUCGUAUCCCCUCAGCCUGUAUCUACAUCAGCACCCUCUCCCAGGCUUGGCUUCGUAUCUCCUCUCCCUCAGCCUGUAUCUACAUCAGCACCCUCUCCCAGGCUUGGCUUCGUAUCCCCUCAGCCUGUAUCUACAUCAGCACCCUCUCCCAGGCUUGGCCUCGUAUCCCCUCAGCCUGUAUCUACAUCAGCAUCCUCUCCCAGGCUUCGCUUCGUAUCCCCUCAGCCUGUAUCUACAUCAGCACCCUCUCCCAGGCUUGGCCUCGUAUCCCCUCAGCCUGUAUCUACAUCAGCACCCUCUCCCAGGCUUGGCCUCGUAUCUACAUCAGCACCCUCUCCCAGGCUUGGCUUCGUAUCUCCUCGCUCUCAGCCUGUAUCUGCAUCAGCACCCUCUCCCAGGCUUGGCCUCGUUUCCCCUCUCCCUCAGCCUGUAUCUGCAUCAGCACCCUCUCCCAGGCUUGGCUUCGUAUCUCCUCGCUCUCAGCCUGUAUCUGCAUCAGCACCCUCUCCCAGGCUUGGCUUCGUAUCCCCUCAGCCUGUAUCUGCAUCAGCACCCUCUCCCAGACCUGGAUAAGCAGCAGAGCGGGCUCCCACCUCAGCAGCAGAGUUAAAGGAAUAGCGCCUCUGUCGAGGACCGUGUCUUCAGCAGCUAACCCCAAUAGAGUGGACCCCAAUCUGAUGCAGGCCAUCAUGUACUUGGACCGAGGAGAGGACCCUGAGGGUCUUAGGCGAAGGGGCCUGGGCCCCUACCCUGCAGGCCCACCCGGGGACACUUACAAAACAGUACGGGAUCGCUCUCCCAUCAGGAUGGAUAUCCCACCAGGCCCUGUUAUCAUGCGCUCUGGGUCCAACACCAGCAAAAGGAGCUACUCCCCAGACAGGGACCAGAAGAGCUUCUCCUACCAGCAGAGCCAGCAGAAGAGGUAUAACGAAGAGCCUCACAGCCAGAACAGAGAACCUGAUAAGCCCAGGUUGCUAAGCCACACCAGAAGUACCUCCCUAGACGGAUCAGCGAAAAGCUGUGUGGCAAUCAAGGAGGAGAGUGUCCCCACUCCAGCCCUGCUAGCGGGGCCGAAGGAGACGGUCUCGGCCAAGGAGGAGACGGAGCAGACGCAGGACAACUUUAAGACACGACGCUCUCAAGCCAUCGCAGCUAAAGCGCUGGAAAUCGAGAAGCGGUACAAGCAGGACUGCGAGACAUUUGGCACGGUGGUGAAGAUGCUGGUUAUCAAGGAGCCCAGUCUGGAGAAGAUGCUUCAGAACCCUCUGAAGGACAACCUGAUUGAGAUCAGGGAGCGUUGCCUUGACGACCUCCGACACUUCAUCAUAGAGCUGGACCAGGUCAUAAAGCCCCAACCAUCAACAUGAGGGGGAACCACAAAUCCCUUACUACAUGCCAGGAUUGAUGGACCAGAGGUUUGGCCGGUGGUAUAGACAUUGUGAGAGGAGGCAACCCUGUGUGAUAUUCUCUCAAUACUGUGUCAAUAAGAGAGAACCAUUCACAUUCAAGUAACAUUUUUACCUAAAAAUAAUUGGUCACAAAAGAAGUUACUUGAUUUUAUUGAAAUCAUGCUUAAUUGAGAAUAAGUGUUUUAUUUUCACCAACCUUUUCUGAGUCGAAAUGCAAGUCCAGAUCUACCACUCAGACGUUUACUAAAUAUGACUUAAAAAACCUUAACCUGUGCUACAUUAACCAAUUAAAAACAGUUCUGUAGCAAUGAGGUUUGUACAGUAAGCUAUAGGCCCAAUACAUUAUCACUGCUUAUUGGCUUUGCUUUAAUUUCCCUGCCAAUGCAUUGUUGUUCGGACCAUUUAAAAAUAUAUAUAUUUCAAAAUUUGAGGUAAGCUAUAUGAUCACACAGUAAUAGAUCAGUUGUUGUAUUACUUGUGAGUCGAAGCUAAGUGAGCAUAUUUAAAUAAUUUGCUUUUAAUUUUACUGGGCUGAUGGUGCCUGUAUCUGAUGGUCAGUCUCAGCAGUCCGCCUCUCCACAUCCCUCUACUCUCCCUUUCCUCCGCUGACACUGACCAAAAAGGACACUGUCAUCCAGUUGAUGGUGGAUCUCGACUCGCAUCAUUCUCAGUCUCUUUCUUAAUGGUUUUGAAAUCUCACAGUAUCUGUAGCUUUCCUUCACGCCUGCUACGUUACUGCAGACACGGUAAUCUGAGCCAUCCAAUCGGCCAGCGGUAGGCCUUUAGUGCACUACAUUUGCUCUGCAGGCCCGCCGGGAAGGCAGAGUUGGUACCUUCAGACAAAUGAAAUGGUUCAAAAUUGGAACACUUCGCCUUCCCGGCAUGCAGGGCAGCUGAAUCAAGUGCACCUACCGACAACAGCGCAAGACAAAAAAAUUAUACAAACGCAAGGAUUUAUCUUUUUUUUUUUUUCUUCUUUUUUUUUUUUACAUAAAUGUUUGGGAUUGACAAGAAAUGCCUUUGAGAUAGACCAGUUGGUCGCCACUGCUUUGGGGAGGUCAUAGAAGAAAAUAUGUAAAAAAAAAAACGACGCAUUCUAAUUUUAUUGGCUUGUUUCAAUGCUGUUCUAGAUUUCAGACUUGGAAAGAGAAUUCUGCUGUCGUUACUCUAAAUGCCCAGCUGUCAUUUCUUUACUCUGUCAUCCACUACUACUACUGGCUUUCUGACCAAGCAGUAAACAACCUAAUCAUAGAGUUUGCAUAUUUUUGUGUAUUUACUGUCAUAUGUUCUGAAGUUAUUUCUAUUUGGUAAUAAAAUUGAUAUAACAACUGGUGCUCUACACUAAUCCUUCUUUAUACAGUACUAGUUCUGUACCAGCUUUUUGGGAUGGAAUAAAAUCACAUUCUCAUUA